Gymnodraco acuticeps is the source of this 3020-nucleotide messenger RNA. Its product is annotated as alpha-tectorin-like. NCBI's taxonomy places the organism in Eukaryota, Metazoa, Chordata, Actinopteri, Perciformes, Bathydraconidae. The record is from RefSeq and is a predicted model, not a curated record.
AGCUGCACCUGAAGGACCAGAACUUCCAGGACCAGGACCUCAAGAGAAGCAUCAGCUGCCCCAAACCUCCAGGACCUCCAGACGAGUCAUGAAGCUGCUCCUCCUGCUGGCAGUUGCUGCCAGCCAGAUGGAGCUCUCUGCCUCUGAGACUGUUACUCUGAAUGCUCCUGGUGGAAACAUCAACAUCAGCGACGUUCCCAUCACUUUCUAUGGAAAAACCUACACAUUGUUACACGCGAAGAUCGGCAAUAAGACUGAAAUUUGUUUCAAAAAUGACCCAUCUGAGGACGACAUUGACUGUGUGGUGACCAGCGAGAUGGUUUCAACCAAACUGAAGUACUCUGUUGAUGUUAGGUCAUUUUCUGCUCGCUCUGAUCUUGUUAACAUCAACACCCAGGGACUGGGUAUGAUUCCUCUCAAGUUCUUCAAUGGUGAAACAUACAAUAUGCGGUUGGUAUUCCUCAAUUAUGGUUUACAAGCUGCUUGCUAUACAUAUCAUCCUGCUAGCCGUCCGUUUUCUGCUAGUUUAGAAAUGUCUACAAAAGUCGGUGGCACAGUGAUGGAUACCUGGAAGCCUCCUGCACGCAAAUUUACUUAUCGAGACCUGAGUGGAUGCAGAGGCUCAGGUGGCGCUGCAAUGCCGGGUUCAGAGAUGCCCAGCGCAGAGCCCUGCUCUGUUGAACUGUGUUCUCUGUCUGCAGUCCUCGCUAAUGUCACAGCAUGUGGGCCCGAGGAGGUUUGCCAAGCGGACAACACGUGCGCUAUUCCUCCGGUGGUGUGCACGGUGACGGGCUCCACGGUGAUUGGUUUCCACGGAGCAGUGCACUCUGUCCAGGAUCGCUGUGCCUACAGUCUGAUGGAGCCUGAAGGCAGCGCCAGCUUCAACCUCACGGCCGCCUUCAGGGAGCGCCGGCGUACAGAUGUUCCUCUUCUGGACCACCUGAUCCUGUCGCUGCCAGGGACCAUGUAUCUGGAGCAAGGAGGAAGAGUUCGGGUUGGUGGUGAAGCCCUGGUGCUCAACAGCACAGCUCAGCUGAUGCACGGCGUGGAGCUCUCCAAGGACCAGACUGGAGUCACUGCUAAGUUCCCGUCCUCCAACAUGACUCUCUUUUUUGAUGGCAACAGCGCACAUGUGGCAGGACUUCCUGAAGCUGUAGAGGGUUUGUGUGGCAGCCCCUCCAACUCCAGCUGGACCACCAGCCUGACUGCCGAGAAGUCCUCUGUCAGCCUCCCUGGCUGUGAGAUUCAAUCCCAGGACUCAGUCGACAGCACCAUCAACUGCAACCGCUCCACCGACCACUGUAAUCUCAUGAGGCAGCCUCCCUUCUCCGCCUGUCACGAGCACACCGACCCAGAGCCGUACAUCAGCGCCUGCACACACACUCUGUGCAGUUACCCGUCAGUGGAUGGGGUCGACUGCCACUUUUUGGAGGCUUACGCCAAGACCUGCAGCCUGGAAGCCAACGUGACCCUGGAGGACUGGAGGUCAACUUCUGGCUGCUGUAAGAUUCUCUAUUUCCAUUCGUACUGGAACUCGUGCAGUCAACAGCCCUGCAGUGAUCAUGAGUUCUGUGGAGAGGAGUUAGGUUCGACCCGCUGCUUCUGCAGGGCUCUGUUCGCCUCCAAGUACAACGCCACCAAGUCUUUCGGCGAUCCCACGGUCUGCAGGCAGGACUCGGCCUCUGUGGUUCUGGCUGGAUGUCUGCUGGACGACAAAGGCAUCGACUUCUCCACCUUACACCUCAAAGACCCCAGUUGCAAGGGCCACAUGGACCCCCAGAGCCACCUGGUGACCUUCAGCUUCAACAGCAGCGCCCCCUGCGGGACGGAGGUCAUGGUGCAAAACAACAGCCAGAUCUUCUACGAGAACUCCAUCAUGUCCUCGAACAGCUCAUCAGGCGGAGUCAUCACCCGCAGCGACCAGUUCCAGAUCGACUUCUCCUGCAAGUACACACAGCCAGAGGUCAGGAGUGUGUCCUUCAGGAUCAAAGACAGCCGCUUGUACUCUGGAGAUGUGGAACACACUCUGACGAUGAGCUCCUUCAGCGACGCCGGCCUCCUGCAGCCGGUCGGCCCGAACACGGAGAUCCUGCUGAACCAGAAGGUCUGGCUGCAGCUGGAGGCGGUGGGGCUGGACGCCAACAUGGUCGCCAUGGUGACAGACUCCUGCUGGGCAACCAAUCAGGCAUCACCUGACAGUAAUCUGCGAUAUGACCUCAUCAUCAAAGGAUGUCCGAACCCUGCUGAUGAUACGGUGCAGAUGCAGGGAAACGGACAGGGAACGUCCAGCGUGUUCUCCUUCAACAUGUUCGAGUUCUCUGGAGCAAGCAGUGAAAUCUACCUGCACUGCAAACUGGAGCUGUGCCUCACACAGGGCCAGGCCUGCACUCCGAGCUGUGGGGGGGCAGGUCGCAGGAGGCGCAGAUCUGCUAUAUAUGCUGAUGGGAACGCGGCCCUCAUCACUAUGGGAUGGAGAAACUGAAGAGCUUUGCAUGCUGAUUCCUGACGGUGGAAAUGAAGGUCUUGUUGCUGUGAAACUGAGCCGGCACAUUAUCUGGGAUUAUUCCUGAGGACUCCAGUUAUUCUGAGCUUUAACUUCUUUAUGAUGUGGGGGUAAUAAUCAAAAGGGGUUACUUUACUAUGUGCACUGGUAUAUAUAUAUCAUUUCUUCUUUAAUAUACUGUCUGUUUUGAAAUGUGCACAGCCUGAAAGCUAGCUGAGUGUUAAAGAAGGGAAACAGGAAGUGAAUGAUAACUGAAAUGUGGAUUACUACCCAGGAAGAGGAUCAGAUCAGAUGUAAUUCCUCAGAGCACGCUGUUGUACUUUUAUUAUGAUUUUAUUACUAUGAGAAAAACAUGUAUUACUUUAUUUAGUCCAAUGAUAAUACGAUUGAGAUAUGUAACAUCUUUAGGGGAAUAAUAGAAGUGAAGCAUACAGCAGCAUUACCAACAACAUCCCAUCCAAUGAAACACACAGGAUCAGCUGAUACGAGGAACUCCUACACAACACACAUCAUUCAG